UUUGCACAAGAACAUUUACCGUACUUUAAUUAUUUUCAGUCAUCUUUUGCAAAGACUACUUUAACAUUUAUUAUUCUUGCAGUGUCAGCCAUUUGGUGCUACCAGUGCGUUGGCUCACACCCAGGGUGCGGGAUGGAGGAUUUUGACUGGAGAUUUUACUGGAGUUCUAGCUGUCAAGAUGCAAAUGAUGUCUGCGUCAAAGUUGUUGAACAGAUUGGCAGUGAAGUGAUGGUGACUCGUGAUUGCCUAAGUUCUCUGGAGGGUCACAGGAGGGACAUCCCAAAUGAUCGGUAUGAAGGCUGCAGACCAGCUGCUCAAGAUGUUCAGCUUGGAAAUUACAUCUUCCCAUCUGUGCCUGAAAUUGACCACACCAGAACGCAUUACUCGAACGUGACGUUCUGCUUCUGCACUUUUGACGAACGUUGCAAUACGUCAUCCUCGCUCAUGUCUUCCAUGGCUACAGUUGCUGCUGGCGUUAUUCUCGUUGGUGUCAUGCGGAUGAUUCGGGCCUGAUAUUCUGAUCAGUUGCAGGCAUUUAGCUGCACAAAUAUGUCAUCAGACAAACUGAUCAGACGGAAAUCUUUUGUUGAACCUUAUCAGCAGACAAUUUUUUCUAAUAGGUUUCAAUUCUCAUUUCAGAUGGCAGUAGAUUUACAUUCAUUUUGCUUUGAUUUUAACAAAAUUUUUGCUGGAGUGUUCUGUAUCUAUAUUUUUCGUAAAUGGAAACUCCGGGAAACUAGAUAAAGCAAUCUGAAAUCAUUUCAAAUGUUAGGUAUUUUUUUCAUCACAAACUUAAAUUGAAGUAGCAUGCCACGGGAAAUUAUUUUGACUUACCUCCAAAGAUAUUUCCUGUUCUGACGCAAAAUCGUUAAGAGAAGUAUUAUUAACUGAUCGAACAGAAAUUUACCGCUAUAACUGCUCGGGAAACUUGUCUGAUGUCGGGGAAUUUCUAUCUUAAAGUCGCGUUCGAAACGAGUGGCGAUUUUCAGCUGACGUUGCUACUGCCUUUUGACGUUCAGUUUCAAGUAUUAACUUACUCUGAACUCAAUGAUUAUAUUAUUUAUAUUUAAACCAUAAUGUUUGUUACGGUGCAAUAGUGACGAUUCUAAGAAAAUAGAACUAGAAAAGGUAGGAAAAAUAAAUAUCUCUAUCAUUGCAUUGAUCUUUUAUUAAAAUUGCUCUGAUAAUGUUAUGAGCUGGUGCUGUUUUACUGUAGUAUUCUGAUUUUCUGUAUUACUGGCACAUAUUUCAAGUAGCACCAUUGAAUUAGGCCAACUGGUAGUUCGAUGUAAGAAACUUAAGAUAUAUCUCGCGACCACAUUCCGUCCAGUGUAUGCUUACCGUCCUAAAGUACAAUGAAGUCUCAAUUAGAACUAUCGUCAAUAUUCCGUCCAUAGUAUAAGAAGAAAUUAGAUGGUAAUAUGAAUAUCUUAAAUGUAUAUGAUACUUCGUCCAUAACUCGUUGUAGUAAUUUUACAUUUAAAUGAACCUAUUUUAUUCGUGAGAGUUAUUGAAAUUUGCAUGCUCCUAACAUGGGUGGGCUCUCCAGUUUUGUGUGAAUCUUUGCCGAAGAAUCUCGAGGCUCGAUCUUUUGUACAAAUUAUUUCAUCUUUCUUUGUGUCUCAUUUCAUUACAUAAUUACAUCAGACACUUGUUUUGUACGUAAUUAACAAUUACUGUUGCAGCCAAUUUAUUCAUUUAUAUUUUUUAAUGCAAAAUUAUGUUUUUCAUCAUUUACGAAAUUGAAUGUUACGAUAUUGAGAUUUCAUACUUAAUUGACCAUCAAUUAUAGGUUCACUUUUCACGUGUCUGAUCGGGUUUCGUAGUUCUACCCUAGAAUUUUAGAUAAUACUAAAAUUCUAAUUAUUUAUUCAGUUUGUUUUUCUUAAUAGCUAGGGAAUCGCUCGUUCUUAGCGGGAAUAUCGCACCGAUCACAUACGUUUGGGUUUAUCAAAAUCUCGGAAACUUGAGCAAACAUUAUUUUCCUUGUGUUUUGUUAAACUUUCAAUGUUCUCCGAUGGCAAUAAAAUUCUUUGAUUUUCUAGUAUAUGCUCUAUAUCUGAUCAUCUAUAUUGAUUUUCUAUAUUUAUAAUGGCUGCGAUAUGUCUAUUAAGAUGUCUUUCUUGUGGGUAACCUGUUCUUAUUGUAAUGAUAUCUUUACCAUAAAAAUAAAUAUUUAAGAGGCUGA
This is a messenger RNA of Hyalella azteca, 2188 nucleotides long. RefSeq lists its product as uncharacterized. The transcript is spliced from 4 exons. The record is from RefSeq and is a predicted model, not a curated record. NCBI's taxonomy places the organism in Eukaryota, Metazoa, Arthropoda, Malacostraca, Amphipoda, Hyalellidae. The annotation marks the transcript as partial. Gene Ontology annotation, biological process: regulation of synaptic transmission, cholinergic; sleep; positive regulation of voltage-gated potassium channel activity.